AUGGCCCAGAGGACUCCGAAAACCAGGUCCAACAGUAACGGCACCAGCAGAUCCUGUGCCAUGGGAACAAAUGGAAAGCCCAAGACGACCCAUCAUCAUCAUAAUCAUCAUCAUCAUCAUAAUCAUCAUCGAACUACAGGUCCAAAAGUUACUGCUACUGGCUCAAGCUCUAAGCAAGAAGGUUCUUCUACCUCGAAUUUAACCACGACAACAAAAAACUCGGUGGAUGAAAAGUCAUUGUUAUCAGAAGGCUCUGAAAGCUCAAACUCGCCCAAAUCUCCCCUCGAAAGCUACCACCAGCACCCGUUUUCCCUGAACCACCAAAAAGCGAUCUUUGAGCAUCGGCUAAUAACAAAGAAUUCGGGUGCACAGAAGAACUACUCUCACGUUCCUUGCCGUUUUUUCCGCCAGGGAACCUGUCAGGCUGGUGACUCGUGUCCCUUCUCACACUCUCUGAACUCUAAUGCUGCGGACGCUACCCCCUGCAAGUAUUUUGAAAGAGGCCAUUGCAGAUUUGGAACAAAGUGUGCUAACGCACACAUACUGCCAGAUGGAACGCGUUUAAACCCUCCCAGACAGUUCAAUCAAGGCCAAGGCACCAGGAACAGUCAUUCGGAAGCUUCUGGACCGGUGCCGAUUCCGAUGCGGACAGUCGAUCUAUCUCAGUUUGCGAAGCCCAAGAUGUUUCAAUCGGGGUCUUCCCAGCUGCAACCCGUGUCGAACUCUGAUUUCAGAUCUGCGGCAGCGCUAGCAUCCACCCCAAACUUACAUCAACGUUCCGCGAUGAGCUCGCAAACCACGUAUUUCGUUCCAUUCACACCACAGCAACAACAGCAGUACCAAUAUCACCAUCACCAACAACCGGCCAGUGAAUUUGCUUUGGCAGAAGACGAAUAUGCUGGUCCGGAUUUUGAUGGAGAAGACUUUAUACCAGGAGAGUUGUCAGACCUGCUAACGCCUAAGGAGCUCGAAAGACGCAAUUCCAGGUCUUCGCUCACACGCAAGCUAAGCUGGACGGAUCAUUCAUCCGUGUUUCCAUCUGCUUCCAGCACACUGCUUGGGUCUGAUCCUUCUAAUCAGGGCGAAUUAGCUUCUGCAGCAAACUCGUUUUCGGGUAUAUCAUCUGCGACUUCAAUGGAAUACUCACCGCCAGCAAGUGGCUCUACGGCUUUUGGACUCGCGGCUCAAUCUUUUGACUACACUUAUCUACAUGAUCAACGCCAGGCCAGAUCUGUGUGGGCCAAAGAGCAGACUCAGUUGUCUUAUGCCAAUGUAGACCGGCUCAGUCUGCAGAUGUCAGGGGUAAGAAUACAAGAUGACUUGGAGGAUAAGGAUUCAGCUGCAAAUUUAUCGUUGGCAAACGGACAGAGCUUUCAUCAGUUUUACUUGGGCGAUCUGCACCAACAGAUUUGA
This is a messenger RNA of Lachancea sp. 'fantastica', 1413 nucleotides long. Lineage: Eukaryota; Fungi; Ascomycota; Saccharomycetes; Saccharomycetales; Saccharomycetaceae. The record is from the annotation of a GenBank genome assembly.